Messenger RNA from Scomber japonicus (chub mackerel), 1484 nucleotides. RefSeq names its product heparan sulfate (glucosamine) 3-O-sulfotransferase 3B1a (gene hs3st3b1a). The coding region runs from base 327 to 1439 and encodes 370 amino acids. NCBI's taxonomy places the organism in Eukaryota, Metazoa, Chordata, Actinopteri, Scombriformes, Scombridae. The transcript is spliced from 2 exons. Gene Ontology annotation, molecular function: [heparan sulfate]-glucosamine 3-sulfotransferase activity. The record is from RefSeq and is a predicted model, not a curated record.
CACACUGAGCACAAGUGAUGGGAGACAAACCCAGUCCCUGACGCGCGUAUCGCUCACCUGGUGAUAUUUUCACAGCCUAUAUUGUGAUUUUUUUCAUUUUCAUUUUGUUUCUAUUGAGAAUAAAACAUUUCAUGCAGGACUGGAGUUAAAUCUGGAAGUGAGCGCACGUGUGUUACAAUUCAGUAUCAGUUUCCACUUUGGCUCAGCAUUGUGUUUUGGGGAUUUUACGCACUGGUUGUGCAGGAUUUGAGCCAUGGCAGAGGACUGAGGCGCCUUUUCCAAAAUGCCUGUGGACUGGAAUAUAUUAACUUUUGCACGGCGGUCCUAUGGAAUAUAGUCCGAUUUUACACAGUCUACAUGUUGUGCCAUCAUCCCACGUGAAAAACAAACUCUUUGUAUUUUGUAUAAUGCUGUCUCUUUGGGUAUAUAUGAUAUAUUGUUGUGUUGGCUACUGCUCAACUGUGCCAAACCUGACGUAUAGCUCGGUGAACAGACACGACAACGACGCUGAAGUUGACAAUCAGGAGUCCUCUCUCGGGGCGUCCAGGGACUUACUGAAUAACGAAAACGAUUUGGACAGCAGAGGAGACGAGUGGGAUGAAAUUAGAGGCGAGGCGAAGGCGUUGGAUGAUAAUGCCAUGUCAGGUUUCCUCAAUGAAUCGGAAAGUAAAAAGUUGCCCCAGGCGAUCAUCAUCGGGGUAAAGAAAGGAGGGACCCGGGCGCUUCUGGAGUUUCUGCGCCUGCAUCCGGACAUCAGGGCGGUGGGAGCCGAGCCGCACUUCUUCGACCGCAACUACGACAAAGGACUGGAGUGGUACAGGGAACUGAUGCCCAAGUCAUCAGAGGGCCAGUUGACCAUGGAGAAGACACCCAGCUACUAUGUUACCAAGGAGGUCCCUGAUCGCAUCUACACCAUGUCUAAAGACACAAAGCUGAUUGUAGUUGUUCGGAAUCCUGUCACACGAGCCAUCUCAGACUACACCCAGACUCGCUCCAAGAAGCCGGACAUCCCCUCAUUUGAGACCCUGACCUUUAAGAACAUAUCAGCAGGUCUGAUUGACACCACAUGGAGCGCCGUUCAAAUUGGCAUGUAUGCUAAGCACCUUGAGCGUUGGCUCCAGUUCUUCCCCAUGGAGCAGCUGCUGUUUGUUAGCGGAGAGCGUCUGAUUAGCGACCCUGCAGGUGAGAUGGCUCGCGUUCAGGACUUUCUCGGGCUCAGGAGGGUGGUCACAGAGAAGCAUUUCCACUUUAACCCAGCAAAGGGCUUCCCCUGCCUUAAGAGACCUGAGGGGAACAGCAAGCCACACUGUCUGGGCAAAACCAAAGGCCGGACCCAUCCUAAUAUUGACCCAGAGGUGGUGCAGAGGCUAAGAGACUUUUAUAAACCCUUUAACAGCAAGUUUUACCAGAUGACUGGUCAAGACUUUGGCUGGGACUGAGAGGAAAUCUAAUGCAACAGACUCAUGCUUGUCCCUCUGUGUUUU